CAAUGGCGGAGGACGCAUUUUGGUGGGUUGGAGAUACCUUCUGGUGGAUCGGAGUGUACGCGGUUUUUCUGUGGUCUUACGACUGUUGGUUGGAAUCGCUCCUGUGCAUCAUCUGGGGUUCCCUCCGAAGUUUGGUGCUGCGCGAGAAGCUGCCAGAAAAGUAUGGACCGUGGGCAGUCGUCACUGGAUCUACGGCUGGGAUUGGGAAGAGCUACGCGGAACGGCUGGCGAAAAAAGGUUUCAACAUUGUUCUCGUGUCUCGGAGUGAAUCCAAGCUGAUCAGUGUAGCGGCUGAGAUCGAGCAGAAGUAUGCUGUGGAAACGAAAUGGAUCGCCGUGGACUUCACCGAUGGCCCUGAAAUAUAUGAUUACUUGCGAGAACGGCUUAACUCGUUCGAUAUCGGGGUAUUGGUGAACAACGUUGGUGUCCUUCCUUCGCUGAGUUCCUUCGACCGGAACAAUGAAUCGGAGAUUCUAGAGUUGGUCAGAGUAAAUAUUCUGGCCACGACGAUGCUGUCACGAAUUGUGCUUCCUGGUAUGAAAGCUCGUCGCAGAGGUGCCAUAGUUAACAUCGCGUCUGGUGGCGGAUACUUUCCCAUUCCUUACAUGUCCGGCUAUUCGGCAUCGAAGUCUUUCGUCAUCAACUUUAGCCUCGCUUUAAAUUAUGAGCUUAAGGGCACCGGAGUCGAGUGCCAGGUGGCAUCGCCUUGCAUUACGCAGACAAAUUUGAGCGCCAGGUUCAACGACAUUAUCCCGUGGUAUGCACUAGUCCUGACGUCAGAUACGAUGGCGAAAUCUGGAGUGUACAUGAUUGGCAAGACGACACACACCAGUGGCCAUUGGUUGCAUUGCUUGCAGAUUCUCUGGUGGGCGUUUUUGCCACGAUCGUUUACCGUUUCCUUAAUCGGGUUCUUAUUUGCCAGGCGCGUCGACAAAUCCGAUUAAUGUUAAAAGCUCGUAUCUCCAACUUUCACAAAUAUUUCCUACCCACCAAAGUCAUUCAUAAAACCAAAUACUCCACCCCUAUUUAAGUUAAUGCAUUCUGUCGAACCGGGGAUUGGACAAUAAAAUACUGAUAUUUAUUAUUCUUCAAAAUUCAUUGUAUCGGAUUCAAUGUAGUAGCUCCCGAAAUAACAUAUUUGAGUUAUCGUGACGUUUUCAAACACAUUCUCCAAAACUUUGUUUAUUUUAUUUUAUUCGAUGUGGAAUGACUGUGCCAGGAACUACAACAUAGAGUCUCACUCGUGGUAUACUUGCACAUCAUAGGGCGCUAAGACGUUCAGCAGAGUUAUUAAAUUACUCGAUGUGUUACCCAUCGAAACGCUUGAAUUUCAGGAAAGAUACCAAAUCAGAAAAUAGGUCACGCUUUUAGCUUGAGCUUGAGCUUAGGUAGACUGUACAAUUCGUAGUUGCUUUCCGUGAUUGACCUGAACCAACCAAAUUGCACAAAGAACACACAGAAUGACGCUUGGGACUAGCAAAUCAUUCUCGUUGUACAAUUUUUGGUGAUUCGCGCUUUAAAUGGUCAAUAACGAUGCCGGCCAUGUCCUUACAGUCACCAGGGGAAGGGAAGGAAUGUUAGUAUGAUAUACGUCGCCCGAAGGCCAGAAGGGUCGCCUCUAUAGCGUGGUUCCCUAGCGUUUAUCAUGGAAGGGAAAGUUUGUUAGUGGGAAGGGGUACUAAUCAGAAUUCACUGUGGUAAGUGAUAUGAUUCUGUAGACGCGGAUUCUCAAUAAAUCGACGAAACGAAACCCCUAAAAUCUCGUGUUACGACACGGGGUAGAAUUUAUCUUUGGGUAUCCUAAAAAGGAAAAUCUGAAAAUUUAAUUGAUCCGACUAUAUAUUGUAUUAUUUAA
Molecule: messenger RNA, 1855 nt
Organism: Toxorhynchites rutilus septentrionalis
Lineage: Eukaryota; Metazoa; Arthropoda; Insecta; Diptera; Culicidae
Product: inactive hydroxysteroid dehydrogenase-like protein 1
Exons: 4
Coding region: 3-944 (313 amino acids)
Cellular component (GO): endoplasmic reticulum
Molecular function (GO): oxidoreductase activity
Source: RefSeq, a predicted model, not a curated record